AUUGCAGUGAAUUUGAACGCACGUCAAAUAAACUCCAGAAAAAAAAUUCAAAAUGGCAAAAUCAACAAUUGUGAUGGUCCUUUUGCUGGGAGUGGUUUGCAGUUCUUUUGCCCAACAACCAAUUUCACCCAAAUUUACCCCGGCUAACAUCGACGCAAUUCUAAGUAACGACCGUGUUCUUACCAACUACAUCAAAUGCUUGUUGGGAGAACAACAAUGCACACGUGAUGGUCGCAGUAUUAAAGAUCUUUUGCCAGACAUCAUCCAAAAUAAUUGUUCAAAGUGCGAUAAUACGCAACGGAUGAACUCCAUGAAAGUGAUCAAUUACGUGCGAACACAUAGACCACAGGAUUGGCAAAAAUUGAUCAGAAAAUACGAUCCACAAGGUUUACACAUCCAACAACUUAAUUCCGGCAAAUUUUAAACAUAUCAAAUAAAUUAAAGGGAUCUAGUCUUCAUCGAAAUAAUACCCUAAAUCGACUGAAAAUGUACCUUUAAUUUCCUUCUGUUUUCUGUUUUCUGUCACAGCAAAAUUAGAAACCCAAUAAAAUAUGUGAAAGAAAACAACA
Molecule: messenger RNA, 569 nt
Organism: Sitodiplosis mosellana (orange wheat blossom midge)
Lineage: Eukaryota; Metazoa; Arthropoda; Insecta; Diptera; Cecidomyiidae
Product: ejaculatory bulb-specific protein 3-like
Exons: 3
Coding region: 53-424 (123 amino acids)
Source: RefSeq, a predicted model, not a curated record